AUGGAUUCAGAUUCAAAGCGUCAAGAACAAGGAGUUGAUAGAAUUAGUGCAUUGCCCGAUGCACUUGUUUGCCACAUACUGUCAUUCCUUCCUACAAUAUAUGCUGUGUGGACCACCCUUCUGUCCAGGAGAUGGAACAAUUUAUGGAGGUCUCUUCUCAAUUUGGACUUCAAUGACGAAGACUUCCCUACCAAGAGGACUGAUCAUUUUAUGAAAUUUGUUGGUUGCGUAUUUUCCUCUCGUGGCUCAUCAGACAUUCGGAAACUCUCUCUUCGCAUCAACCAUUGUGAGAACCUCAGUAUUGGGGCUUUCUCUCGCGUUUAUAGGUGGAUUUGUGCUGCCACUAGGAAGAACCUUGUUGAACUUGAUUUCUGUCUUUGGUUUGUGUCUAGCUCUGGCCAGAAUGAUGAGUUAGAACUGCCUCUAAGCCUUUUCAAAUGCAAAACACUUGAGGUUUUGUCAUUGCUUUCAAAUUGCAUCACCUACCCUGCUGCUACAAAAGGUUGUUUCCCGAGCCUCAAGGUCUUUAAUGUAUCAGAUUUUCGUCCUGAUGUUGAUUCAAUGCAGAAGUUUUUUUCUCAUUUCCCUGUGCUCGAAGAGUUGACUAUUGAUGCACACCCUUAUUUUUACAAUGUUUUCAAUAUCAAAGUCUCUGCACCUGAAUUGAAGACACUGAGAAUAUCGUUGGACUACUUCAGUCACAACUAUAUGCGUCCCAACAAUAUUUUUAUCAAUGCCCCAAAGCUGGAGAACCUUGGAGUCACAGAUGGUGUUUUGACAAAUUACAUUUUGGAGAGUAAAAGAUGUCCAGAAAGAACUACGAUUGAAUAUGAUGACAGAUGUCGAAAUGAUGAUGAUGAUUGGUUUCGAGAUAAAGAUGAUGUAUUUGAAGAUGAAGCUCCAAGAUUCACUAACCGCGCAGCCGCUUUACUUGCAAAAGUCCAGAAUGUUAAAUAUCUGUCUCUUGAUUCUCGUCCUAAAUGUUUGGAGGCUUGGUGUGUACCCGCUUUGGAAAAUUUGGGCGAAUUGGACUUGGUUCUUCGGGACUGCUACAACUGGGAAUUGCUAACAGAGCUGCUGAAGAGAUCACCUAAGCUGGAAUAUCUUGGCUUAGAACAUAAAAAUACCAGCUAUGAAUUAAUUUAUGAUGAAGUCGAGGAUACCCCAGAGCAUGAAUGGAAUCCACCCGAGUUUGUGCCUAUGUGUUUGUCAUCAAGCCUCAAGACUAUCUGCGUAUACAGAUUCAAAGGAAGGCGGUAUGAGAUGGAAGUUGCAAAGUAUUUGUUAAACUAUGGUGAAGUUUUGAAUACCAUGACUAUUUCAACCAAGAGCCGGUUCAAUACUCAGGAUGGUUGUCCAUAUAAAACAGAGGAAGAGAUAUGCAAGGAAUUUCGCGUGUGUCAAAAGGGCUCAAAGAAUUGCCAAGUUAACAUAAUUUAUGAUGCAGGUUUUGAUUUCAGUGAAUUCCUUUCGAAAGGUUCAGUUUUUAGUUCUUGA
Messenger RNA from Fragaria vesca subsp. vesca, 1497 nucleotides. RefSeq names its product F-box/FBD/LRR-repeat protein At4g00160-like. The record is from RefSeq and is a predicted model, not a curated record. The transcript is spliced from 3 exons. Gene Ontology annotation, molecular function: protein binding. NCBI's taxonomy places the organism in Eukaryota, Viridiplantae, Streptophyta, Magnoliopsida, Rosales, Rosaceae. Bases 1 to 1497 code for a protein of 498 amino acids.